AUGUCCGUCAAACGGGUUGCCGCCUCUUCGCUCAAUUGGGCCAAGAUUGGCGAGAAGCUCACGGCCUCCCACGCCGCCGAUUUGACCCGGCUGAAGGGCCAGAAUUCCACCUUCACGGCCCAGGUCGAUCAGCUGCCCGCUGACCUGCCUAAGAUUGACUUCGCUGCGCUGAAGAAGACUCUGCCCGCGCAUGCGGCCACCAUCGAUGCUCUUCAGAAGCAGUACGAGGCUAUCAAGAUCCCCUACGGCGAGGUUCCCAAGCAACACCUGGAGGAGAUCAAGCAGUGGGAGGAGUUCAACAACGCCCGCAUCAAGCUUCACCAGCUGAAGGUUGCUGAUGGAAUCGAGCAGGCCAAGAAGGUUGAGGCCAAGUGGGCAGCUGCUCCCCCGGUUGAGCACUUCGAUCGUCAGCACUUUUCCGAGUAUUUCCCGCAGCACUUCUACGAUCUUCGUUAUCAGGAGCGCAUCCCUGACCCGUGCGGCAUUGGCCUCAACGAGACUGACGCCUUCGAGAAGCGCUUCUCCGACUACAAGGUUCUCCGACGCCCCGACAAGGUCGACGACCAC
This is a messenger RNA of Mesorhabditis spiculigera, 567 nucleotides long. The record is from the annotation of a GenBank genome assembly. NCBI's taxonomy places the organism in Eukaryota, Metazoa, Nematoda, Chromadorea, Rhabditida, Rhabditidae.